UAAUCCAAUUUCAGUGCAGCUUCUGGUCUUCUGCAGUCCUCAUGGUGCAGUCAAUGGAAGAAGUAUCCCGCUCAAAAUGAAAGGACUGAUAUUCUGUGUUUUUGCCAUCAUGAUGCUCACACCUGCUGAAGAAGCUUCUAAUCUCAAUGGGAGAUUGAAAAUCUGGUUAAACAAAGGCACAGGUGAAGAUGAGGAGAAGCUAAUGGAGUCAGUGGGAUUUGAGGAAGAGGAGGAGUUUCUGAAGUGUUUCCGAUGUGACCUGGGCUUCUGGGAUGCCUGCUAUACCACCAAAACCAACUGCAGCCUCGGAGAGCACUGCUACACGGGCCGAGGAAAGGCAGCUGAUGCUCUGGACAUAAAGACUCUGGGUUGCGUGAGGGCAGAGGAGUGCGGUCUGGAGACCACGGUGGAGCUCUUCUCGAACAAAACCAUCUUUGUCAUGACCAAACACUGCUGCGACACUCCCUUCUGCAACACGGCGCACAAACUUCCCAUCACCACACUUUUGUAUCUCACAAUGGCUGUCCUAACCACUUGGCACCUCACUAAAGCCUCAACGGGAUCGCAAUAAACAACAUGCAUUUAUUUAUGCUGUCAAAAGAAAAAGACUGUGAAGUGAUGCUCAAAGGACUUCAACCAUAUGGUGAAGAAAAAUCACCAGCUUUGCAGAAUUUUUGUACUAUCCAGUAGGGGUACUGAAUUAGAAAACGCUACUUAGAUAAUUAUAGCACUAGUUUAUUCAUUUAGAAAGACAUAAAUCCAACCGAUCUGUUUACAUCAUAUUCAAUGUAGUAUUUCACCUGAACAAAACACAAGAAAAAAUUUAACUGCUGCAACUUAAACCUUUGCUACAUAUGCAGUAAACUGUAGUAAAUGUUACAGUCAUACUGUAAAACGAUUAUUGUCAUAUAUCUGGAUAAAUGUAUCUGAUCUACAGGUGGAACAUCAGUUAAAGCCUGCUCUCGCCCCGAACCAACUGAAAACAGAAACAGAAUGAACAAACUGACCACAGAGCUGUAGAAAUUUGUUCGCAGCUGCAGCAGAGCUAGUUAACUGCAGUUCAGCAGCUCCCCAGCAGAGGGCAGGAUCUCCUCUUUCAUGAAAUGUUGAAGGUCCAAAUUUUGGUCCUCCAGGUCCAUGCUCAGGAACUUCACCACCACAGACCUGCACCUGUCAGCCACAGCCUGUUUCACAUACACUGCUCUCUUGUGUUGGUUUUUAUUGUUGUUCUGUGUAACUGGAGUUCAACAAACCUGUUUGCCUGCUCAUCUGAUGAUGCUUUGUCAAUGCGUUUGAUGGACCUUCCUGUCCUGUACAGUUCAGACACCUGACCAAAGACACCCACCCACAAACAGUCAGUCAAUGUGAGCAUUCCUCUGUGUAUUUGGGUUUGUGUCUAUGUGUGAAUGUUUACCUCAACUCCUCUCUGUACAAGGCUGGUUGGCAGGCCUGCCAGUGUAGCUAUGUUGGCAGCAUAGCUGGACUGGCAUAUCCCUUCCUUCAGUUGGUACAGAAACACCAACUCAUCCCCGUCCACUGCUGUCUCUAGAGUCUAACACACACACACACACAUAAAUACACAACCACAUAAACACAAAAAAUAGAAAAAAAUAUAAACAUCUAAUGAGGUAAAACAAAUGAGGAGUGCAAUCUCAUUUAGAAGUUUUGCUGUCAAAGUUUUUCUGCAGCACAUUAGUUUACCAUCAUGAAACCUCACUGGACAUUCACGAAAUGCUUCAGGCUACACAAUGCCAAGUGCAAGUUCAGUUGAGUAUCAGUACCAGAAGAGACAGCAGGCCAGAGGAGGGUAGUAGGUCCAGCUGCAGCAAACUGUGGAAGUUAGUAGCCAGCAGGACAUGAGGAACAUCCAGCGGAGCUUUGCUCAGCCAGUGAGAGAUUGAUGCAGCUAGCAGCGAAAGUCCAUCCACCUGAAGGGGAACACUAUACAGUUGGCUAUGUUUCUGAGCAUGGAUGAGGCUGCUAUGGGCAAACACCUUCAGUCUUAAUUCAGGCUAAGCUCCUUGGACAAACCUUUGAUAGCCUGAGAUUGAGUU
Messenger RNA from Chelmon rostratus (copperband butterflyfish), 2054 nucleotides. Its product is annotated as sperm acrosome membrane-associated protein 4-like. The record is from RefSeq and is a predicted model, not a curated record. Lineage: Eukaryota; Metazoa; Chordata; Actinopteri; Chaetodontiformes; Chaetodontidae. Bases 77 to 571 code for a protein of 164 amino acids. The transcript has 4 exons.